GGACAAUAACCAACACAAGUAUGAGCCAAAAAUCAGGGUCCAAAUCAAAAAAUGCAGACAAAUUUUAAUUUUCAUCCCCCGGAAAAUCUUGUUGAUUUUUUAUGAUUCACAAUUUUACAUGGAAGCAAAGAUUUGUCGCUUUACGUGUAAGCCGCCAAGCCUUUCGUUGUCAUCUCCGGCCAACAAAAUUUCAGACCCUUCUGCAGCACUGAAAGUGAAACAAAACCCCCUCUUAAAUGUCCUCUCAAAUUUUCCACGAACCAGAAUCUGACAAAUUCUCGAUCAUAUCAACUUACAAUAUCAACCACCAGAUCUUCCCGGAGUUUCCGUGGUUUCAAUUUCAUCAAUCCUGGCUUUCCGAUCACCACCAGUUGCUUCUUUAAAUUCCCCACCAUUGCUCUGCUUUUCUUCUAAACCCAUUUUCCCACCUUCCAAACGCGAUUAUGGAUGUCUGGUCUUGGAUUUCUGAGCUACCCAACUCGGACGAGUGGACUCACUCGAACUCGACCUUCGUCUUCGACCUCGCCAGUCAGGGAAAUGGAAAAUCCUCGCCGUCGAUUCAAUUGAAAGCAGAGCGCUCCUCCGGCGCCGAUUCCGAUGCGUUCCUGAACUUUGCCGUUUUGCUGAAUGGAUUCGGGUCGAUUACCGAGUUGAAGACCGUGUGGGUUUCUGACACGUGUCCUCUCUCGUCGGAGAAGCCGUUCCUUCCCCUGGUUCUGCAACUUCUCCGGGAAAUCAUUUCCCGGUCACCCACCGGGCAGAAGAGCACCUGCCCACGGUCCCGCCUCCAGAAACUGAAACCCGAACCG
Momordica charantia (bitter melon) is the source of this 809-nucleotide messenger RNA. Lineage: Eukaryota; Viridiplantae; Streptophyta; Magnoliopsida; Cucurbitales; Cucurbitaceae. The record is from RefSeq and is a predicted model, not a curated record.